Molecule: messenger RNA, 2088 nt
Organism: Galeopterus variegatus (Sunda flying lemur)
Lineage: Eukaryota; Metazoa; Chordata; Mammalia; Dermoptera; Cynocephalidae
Gene: SCD5
Product: stearoyl-CoA desaturase 5
Exons: 4
Biological process (GO): lipid metabolic process
Molecular function (GO): oxidoreductase activity, acting on paired donors, with oxidation of a pair of donors resulting in the reduction of molecular oxygen to two molecules of water
Source: RefSeq, a predicted model, not a curated record
CUUGCAGCCUUCUUCUGCUUCCUCCUGACUGCUCUGGGUGUGACAGCUGGUGCCCAUCGCUUGUGGAGCCACAGGUCCUACAAGGCCAAGCUGCCUCUGAGGAUAUUUCUGGCUGUUGCUAACUCCAUGGCUUUCCAGAACGACAUCUUCGAGUGGGCCAGGGACCACCGAGUCCACCACAAGUACUCCGAGACAGACGCUGACCCCCACAACGCCCGCCGGGGCUUCUUCUUCUCCCACAUCGGGUGGCUGUUUGUUCGCAAGCAUCGAGACGUCAUCGAGAAGGGGAGAAAGCUUGACUUCACCGACCUGCUUGCCGAUCCUGUGGUCCUGUUCCAGCGAAAGUACUACAAGGUCUCUGUGGUGCUCAUGUGCUUUGUGGUCCCCACGCUGGUGCCCUGGUAUGUCUGGGGAGAGAGUGUGUGGAAUUCUUACUUCCUGGCCUCCAUCCUCCGCUACACCAUCUCACUCAACAUCACCUGGCUGGUCAACAGCGCCGCCCACAUGUAUGGAAACCGUCCCUACGACAAGCACAUCAGCCCCCGGCAGAACCCACUUGUCACUCUGGGCGCCAUUGGUGAAGGCUUCCACAAUUACCAUCACACCUUUCCCUUUGACUACUCUGCAAGUGAAUUUGGCUUAAAUUUCAACCCAACCACCUGGUUCAUUGACCUCAUGUGCUGGCUGGGGCUGGCCACUGAUCGCAAACGGGCAACCAAGCCAAUGAUCGAGGCCCGGAAAGCCAAGACUGGAGACGGCAGCUCCUGAACCUGGAGCAGCCAACCAGCGCAUCCGCCCUUGACACCUGAGUUCAUGGCUUUUGUUACUAUAGUUCUCCUGUUCUUUAGAUCAUGGGAAGGGGUAGAAGGUUGGGAGGAAUCUAUGUGGUUUGGGAAUUUUUGUUUGUCUCAUAAUAGUGUCGAAAUGUAACUAUCAAUGAAAAAAAUUUUUAAGCCAAUAUUACUGUGAUUUACCAUUAGAGUGUGGAUGUGUGAUUUAAUUGCUGAACCUACAAUAUGUCAAAUCUACAUUGUCAUGUGCUUGUACAUGAUGUUAUCCCUGAUGGGGUGAAGGAAUUUAAUAUUCUUUCAGGGUGAUUCAGGAGACCAUUUGUUUUAUUUUCUACCAAUUAACCAACCUAGUAUUGCUUUUAAACACACUAUCUGAAGGAGCAGAGAGGCAGGUUAGAAGACAAAAAAGGGGUCAAUGUCAUAACUAAAGAAUGUUUCUGUUUUGUAAUCAUUGUGUGUGGGGUUUUUUGUUUGUUUAAGUAAGAGAAUUGAAAACUUAAAAAAAUGAGAAUAUAGAAAAUGGCUCUUGUAUUUUUUUGUCCUAUUUACAGCUUGUUAAUGCUCCACUGUCUUUGCUUCAAGAGAGCUUUGUUCAAUGCCCAGCUAGUUUAGUUUCCCCAGCCAUACACCCAGCCCACUCCAUAAAUCAGUGCCUCUUUAGAUGUUUGAUUUUGCUCUCUUCGCUAUUGUUAUUUUAAAGGUGGUAUAACUCAGACAUGCCAGACACCAAAUUAAGCUCAAAUUAAGCUCUCAUUUAAAUGUUUAGAUACCUAAUUUAUAUUGUAAUUGGUCCCAGCCACUGAUGCAUGUACUUUAGCUACUCCUCCUAAAUAAGCAUAUUAAUUUUCCACACCAGGCCAUCAGAUCUUAAUAACCGACAUUUUUCUAGAACUCCAUGUCUGCUAAUGUUUCACCUGCAUGCGGCCUUCAUUGAUUCUGCAGCAAAAUAUAAAGUGAUGAUUAUGUAGCUUCUGAAUUUAAAAAAUUUUUGUGUGUUAAGUUGCUUGUAAAGAGCAUGUUCAAUUAAUGGGACAGCAUGCCCUUUGUGUUAGAUGUUAGACCAAAAGAAAGUUCUUAUAGUGUUGGUAUUGGGGUACUUUGAAGAUAGAUAUUUUUCACGAAAGAUGUAGGAUUUAAAAUUUAAAAUUUAAAUUUUACAAAAAGAAAUGACAACAAUUGGAAGUUGUCAUAAUGAAGUUCUUCAUCCAGUAGGUGUUUAACAGUGUUAUUUUGCCAUUAAUAAUGUGUAAGCUAUGAGUUAUUUACAAUAAAUGAUUAUGGAUUCGUUGGUGUUCUC